GUUGAUCCUCAUGGUUACUCAUGGGCUAACUUAAGUGAAGAUAUAAUAAAGUUUUAUUGGGAUGAGUUUAAGAAGCAUUGCUAUUGGAAUCCUAUAAUAGAAUCUUCAGUAAAGGCAGCGUGGACUACAAAAGCUAAACAAAGAUAUUCCAAUUAUCUCAGUAAUAUGAAAACAGGAAGAUGUCAGAGGAAUUCAUCAAUCACUCAAGAAGUUUGGGACAGUUGGAUGACUAUGUGGAGUAGUGAAGAAUUUCAGAAGAAAUCUAAUCAAAGCAAAAAAAAUAGGCGUCAAGGUGAAUUAGAGAAGACUGCCCCCUCUACUCAUACUAGUGGAGCCAUAUCACAUGCCAAAGUUGCCUGUCAAAUUG
Messenger RNA from Cuscuta epithymum, 367 nucleotides. NCBI's taxonomy places the organism in Eukaryota, Viridiplantae, Streptophyta, Magnoliopsida, Solanales, Convolvulaceae. The record is from the annotation of a GenBank genome assembly.